CUUUGAGCUCGUUUGUCUUCUCGGUCGCUCGCGACAUGAAAGCAUAUCUUUAAACAAACGCCCAUACUUAACGAACCAUGUACUACACCUGACUGGGACCAUGUGGAAGUUGCAUACCGAUACAUGGCUACAGCGAUGAGUGCGGACGAACAAUCUCCUGUGGCCUCCGAGCCCUUACAGCUGGCACCCACCCCUAUCGCGGAACUUUCGCCAACGGUCGAGCACCUGUCAGAUAGCUGCAUACACGCCGUGGUUACUUUAUUAUGGCCUUACUCAUCGUCGACAAAGUCACUGAGCCUUUUGUUGGCAGACCCGGACGUUCGUCUCCGCCGGUUGAAUGGACAAGUGAAGGUGGUCUUUCAUGGGGUCAUCGCAGAAAAUGUCGCAAAGUCACAGGUCGGAAUUGGUGACGUCGUCCGUCUUGGGCUGGCUGGCUCAAGGUUUGUGAGCAAGGAGACGGACGCCCAAACGCCUGGGAAAUGGGUCGCGUGGGAUGUGCAUUUUGACGAUCGUGUAUUCUUGGAGAUUUCGCGUUCCUCCAAGCAUCUAGCAACCGUGAGGGUCGAUCCUCCAUCUCCUGCGCCAGCCGAAGAAGCUACCCCGAGUACACCGCCGCCCUUACCCGCGAUCACCAACGGCUAUACCCCCAGUGGACCUGCUAUAUCAACCAUGGGGCUCGGCGCCUGGCAAUCUCCAGCAUUUGCGGGACGUUCACGGAAAUCAUAUGGGGGCCUAGUCGAUUCGGCUUUUGAUCCUUUCGCAGAGGAGGAUGGGUUCGUCCCAGGGAAAGGAAGGAAGCGAACCAGGUUCAGCAUGCACAAUAGUGACUGGCGCUUGAUUGACGAACCUGAAAGCCCAGGCGAGAAAAACGUCCCGGCAGACUGGGCGUGGAUCUUUGAUGAGGAGGCUAUAUCAGAUACUGAGGAACAGGCUACUGGUGAAAGUGACCAGAAACCUUUCGAGACAGCACAGGCCCAAACGCAGCCCGACGUGGAGGCUGAACCGCAAGCGGAUAGUGAUGCAGACUUGGAUACGGUUAUGGAAGAUGGACCCCCGGUGGUCUUUGAGCAUAAUCGAGAGCAACAAGUUGAUCACCACGAGAAAGAUCAUCACGCACAGCAACCACCCCCCGGUAUCGGCCAGCAUGUUGAACGCUUUCGCCUAUUCCAUGAGCCGCGCCAUUUCGGUUCUGCUGCCCAUCAACCGACAGAUACACCACACCUAUAUCCUAUUCCGUCCCCUGGUCUACCUAUCCCAUCGCCGUUGGUCACCACCUCCAACAACUCACUAGGAUAUUUUGCCUCUAUCGCGGCGGGCGUACAGUCGCAGUCUCAGAGGCCCGCCGCAACAGGUUUCGAAUCUAGACCACCAGAAAAUAACGACCUUUUUGGGGCUGUCACAGAACCUGCGCCUAAUACGGUUGACGAUCAUGCUAAUAUACCCCCAACCUUCGCAAGCACGAAAGUUACAUCGGAAUCGGUAUCGCAAUCGGUCGACUCAGCUGUACUAAGCACUUCCGAUGCAUACGUCGAACAGAAGGAAUUAGUACAAGAAACUGAGAACGAUAUAGAGGACGACGAAUCAGCAUCGUUUAUUGUCGAGAGCACGGUGAAAACUGAGGUCCGUGUGGACGAGGCAAGCCAACAAGGAAGCGUGGAAGAGGAUGAGGAAGAUAGCGAGGUAUAUGAUGAAGAUGAGCUAGAAGGAUCGGAAGAGGAAUCGCAGUUGGAAGCAAGCGAAGACGAGAACUUACAAUAUGAUGUCCCCGAAUCUGAAUCUGAAUCGGAGGAAAAGGAUCUCACCGAGGACUCCUACCCCGAACGCGUGCCGGCCGACAGUGGGCAUGGUCCUUUUGAAUAUUUGAAAACCGGACAUAUUCCUCAAGAUAUCGCCGAAAUCGAAUCGAAGCGCAGAACACGCUCGCCAGUGGCAACGACUGGUCCUUCUGCGGGCGAACGCGGAUACUCAGCUGAUGAUACCAGAGAUGAGCAGCGACAUUACGACCAAUACGACGACAGCGAAGGCGAAGAUGGCGAAGAUGAGGAUGACGAAGGUGAAGAUGAGGACGAGGACGAGGACGAGGACGAGGAUGACAAGGACGAAAAAGUCGGCUUAUUCGAUGACGAAGAUGCCGUAGAGGAAUCCGACGGAUACGAUGAACAAUCCGGCGAAAUGGUUGAAUAUGACAGCGAGUCGGAUGGCAUGUCUCAUGAAGGCCUUGGCCAACAACAACAACCAACUCCUAAACCAGCACAGACGGAAGUCAUCGUCUUGGAUAGCGACAGCGAAGACGAACCUGCACCUUCGUACUCCCCAGAAGUGAGAAGACAAGAACAGCCAAUCCCGGAUACCGACAGAAUGCGAGGUCCAGAAAGAUCCGAGGAUGAAGGCUCAGCCUCUGACGAAAUGCCAGACGAUCUCGAGACCGGGGACUCCUCUGAGGUCGAGGAAUCAUCGGAGGCAGAGGAAGAAGGAGCAUCAGGCAGCGAUAUGGAGGACCAAGAGGCAGGCAGUGAAAUGGAGGGCGUCGAAGUGGGAUAUGAAGAAGAGGAAGAUGGGGUGAUAGAAGUUGAGGAAGAAGACCAGUCCGAAGGCGAGCAAUCACAAACGGAUGAAAUUGGGCAUGAGGGCGCCGAGCAUGCUGAAGUAAAAGAAAGCAUGGACGAUGACGCCCGCGAAGUCCCGCAACCGGUAGCUACUCAGCAGGAGACCCGGCAGGAAGACACCCGGCAGGAGGAUAUCCAGCAGGAGGAUAUCCCGGACGUCCCGCAGGACGACUCACGGCAAGAAGAGCCCCAGGCGGAAGGCAUCCUGGAACAAAGCAUCCUGGAAGAAAGCAUCCGUGAGGAAAGCGUCCGGGAGGAAAGCAUCCGGGAGGAAAGCAUCCGGGAGGAAAGCAUCCGGGAGGAAAGCAUCCGGGAGGAAAGCAUCAGGGGAGAGGAUGUUCAACGGGAAGACCAGGACGAUGUUCAUUUGGAAGGUGUCCAGCAAAAGAACGCCCAGGAAGAGAACAUCCAGCAAGACAACGACCAGGAAGAGAUCCCGGGUGAAGAUGCUGAGGGCUCAGAACCACAAGUUCAAGCAGCCAACGAUGACGAUGCGGAAAUUGCCGAAUUCCAUAUGGAUCAAGAAACCGAAAGGACACGAAUGUCCAUGUCACCACAAGGACCUUCCAAUCUGGAUGGACAAGGGCCGGAACCUCUCGAUGUUUUGAACACAGCAGAAGACACAACAUCACUGCAGAGUCCAGGACCGGCCUUUUAUGAUGCCGAUUCGGGUAUUUUGCCAACAAUCCACCAGCCUUACCCAACUCAUUCUUCUAGUGCUCCAGAUAGCUUUGGACUAGCUAUCGACCCAGCGCUGGAAGGGCUAGGGCCUGUUCAAGGGACUAUGGACGUUGAUGCAGUUCAAGACUCCCAUGAGUACCAAGAUGCGCCAAGCCAGGAAGAAAACCACGUUGGGGAUUCAACUCGACAAGAUGAUAACGCUGCUUUGUCUGCGAACGGAUCAACCUCAGAGCCUGGUCAUCCUGAUUUUCUCAGCAAAUCGCCCGAUCACUCCAACAUCCAAAUGCCGUUGACUCCGGAACUUUCCCAAUUAUCGAAACCUGACGCACAAUCUCCUACGCAAGUGUCUGCAGACGCCAUUAGACCCACGCCUGACGAUACACAAAAGCCAGCUCCACCGAUCGAAACGCUGCCCCGUGAACCGUCUUUGCAUCAAGAACCGACUGGAGUGAAAGCGGAAGACUCUGAGACCAGUACCUUGAUCCAUGAUGCUGAAAUUCCUGCUCAGGAUGAAGCGGAUACGUACCAUAGUCCUAGGGAGCAUCAAAGUCCCGACACAGAUUCACAUGACGAUUACGAGUCCAUACACUCGUUAGACAAUGUUGAUCUGGUUGACAUGAACCGCCAUACCCCUCGUCACCACCGCAAGCGCGCUCACUUUGCUUCCCUGGCAAGUCUUGUCGACCGCGACAAUACCUUAACAGACACGAUCUCGAUCGCAACGGAGGUUUAUCCGGUGACCCGCGCCACCUCAGGCACGAAAGACUUCUUGCUGGUGCUUCAGCUCACGGACCCAUCCAUGGCCGGCACAACCUUACAAGCUCAUAUUUUCCGACCCCAACAAGAAGCGCUCCCAUCACUGGCAGACGGUGAAGCGAUCCUCCUCCAGAACUUCCGGCCCCAACUCUUCCACCACUCGGUAACGCUCGUAAACACCGACACAAGUUCAUGGGCUGUUCUCAAAUCCGCAGACGGAACACAACUAAACGCCCCGCAGAUCGACCCCACCAGCGCCGAAAUGAGCUACGCAACCAAACUCCACAAGUGGUACCGCGAAAUCGGCACGGCAAUGGUCGCAGACAACCAGCUCCAAGCCUCCAUCGGCCAAGCCAGUCGCGAAGAGACACCCGAGAGCAACGUCGCAUUCAGCGACCAAGGCAGCGUCUGUUCCCCGUCGCGCGAGUUUCGCAGUACGUCUUCUUCGGUGUCGCAGCGGAGCUCGAGGCGGCGGAAGUCGCAUCGGAGAAUUACGAUCCAUGAGUUGCGGGAUGGGAGGAUGUAUACGGAGGUUGGGUCGCCUAGUGGAAGGGGGAGUAUACAUGAGUUGAGGGAUGGGACUGUGUAUGCGAAUCUAUGACCGUCUUCUAGAGUUAUCAGUUGAAUCAAUGUGCAUGAUAUCUCGAUUCUGGGUUGCAAAUCUUUUGGAAUACUCUCUGAUCAUAGUGCCCGUUCC
This is a messenger RNA of Aspergillus campestris IBT 28561, 4740 nucleotides long. RefSeq lists its product as uncharacterized. The transcript is spliced from 2 exons. Gene Ontology annotation, biological process: telomere maintenance. Gene Ontology annotation, molecular function: DNA binding. The record is from RefSeq and is a predicted model, not a curated record. Lineage: Eukaryota; Fungi; Ascomycota; Eurotiomycetes; Eurotiales; Aspergillaceae. Gene Ontology annotation, cellular component: chromosome, telomeric region. Bases 124 to 4644 code for a protein of 1506 amino acids.